This is a messenger RNA of Alosa alosa (allis shad), 1576 nucleotides long. RefSeq lists its product as uncharacterized. The transcript has 9 exons. Bases 67 to 1485 code for a protein of 472 amino acids. The record is from RefSeq and is a predicted model, not a curated record. Lineage: Eukaryota; Metazoa; Chordata; Actinopteri; Clupeiformes; Clupeidae.
CUAUGCGGCCACACACACUUCAAACAACACGCUUGCUUGUAGUGCACACUCUCCGUGCUGGAGAAAAUGACAGAGAUGGCAGAGCGCAACGGGUGCAAAACCAUCUACAUGUCCGCAGAACUGAAGCAGGCAAAUGACAGUGAGUGCAGAGGAAGCCGAGACAUCCCCAUUCCAGAAGUGAAACCACACUCAUCUCAUCGACUCAAUUAUGUGCAGUCUCACGACAGAGGUCUUCGUCGCUCCUUCGGGUCAACGGACCUUCUCCACAAUGCCCAUCCCCACUCUCACAUUGCACUCGCCAGCGACUCCGCCGAUAGCCUGGAGGGGGCAGUGCCGUUACACGCAGAUUCGAGUGGGGAGCGCCGCAGGGUGGACAAGCCUCAGAGCGCCACAAACAUCACCCCAGUGUCCCUGGAUGACCUGGAACUGCCUGUUGCAGGGGAGGGCAUAAGCAGCUACAAGAGGGUCAAAACAGGGGUAAAGUCGUUAAAGGAUGAGGAAGAGGAGGAGGAAGACAAGUGGGUAGAUGCCUCUGAGAUUAGGUUGAGUCCAGCGGAAGGCCGAGAGGAAGAGGAGGACGAGGAAGCUUCUCCCCUGCCCAUCAUUGGUCAGGCUGGAAAGAAACACCAAGGAGUGACCACCACUGAGGACUCCACAUACCUGCAGGAUUUCCGUAGUCUGCCAAAGAGCCUGGUGCCCUCUGAAAUCACUCACUGCCUGCACAUGCUGGAGGAGGAGUGCAGGGGAGUGGAGAAGGAGAGCGAGAGCGUGAAAUGGAAGAUGGAAUUCAUUCACAGCAGCAUGCAGUGUGUGCAGGAGACCUUGCGGACUCUCCUCAUAAGAUUGGUCGAAGCUCAGAGCAAUGACCACCUGUCACGAGACGCUACGUCCAACCUGUUCCCACCUCCACCACCACCACCCAUCUACCCACUCCACCCGUCCAACACGAGCGAGGUGGGCGCUGACCCCAGCCACGCCGGGCCCCACCACGCCGCCCACACUCACCAACACCACCACCUCCACCACCACCUCCCCCAGUGCAAGGCUCCACACCCGGUGCCCAGCAAGACCUGCCUGAUGGACGCCCUCAACCCGGGCCACUGCUGCCAGGGAGCCUUGUCCGCAGACAUGCCAAGCUGUGCACAGAGAGCCAAGGAGCGGUCAGCAACCUUCAGUGCCAUCACUGAGCUCAGGGCAGAUGUGGAGCGCCUCCGUGUGGUGCACCUGGAGGAGCGCAGAGAGCAGAAAGAGGCACUUCGCGUGCUCAAGGACUUCCAGCGGCAGGUGGAGGACCUGAUCUCAGCCCAGCGUGCCCACCAGGAGGGCAGCAGCGAGCCCUUCAGUGACCAGCUGCAGCAGCUCAAGCAGGAAGUCCAAGACGUGGCCAAUAUGACACGCCAAGCAAUGGCAGUGCUAAAUAAACUGGGUGUACAGCUAGACAACAUGGACACCAAGUCAGAGCACUCUACUAAGUGUGACAGUUAAAGUGACAAUCCUGUGUGUCAGUGAUGACAUCAGAGUUCAAAAUCCACUCACUGAGGAUGCACUUUUAAUAAACUUCUUUGUCUGCAAACAA